CUCGGGUAAAGAACUCAAGAUGGCAGCUAAACCAUUACUCUACUCUUACUUUCGCAGCUCAUGUUCUUGGAGGGUCAGAAUCGCCCUUGCCCUAAAAGGGAUAGAAUAUGAAACCAAGGCUCUGCACCUAGUGAAAGGAGACCAGCGAAGUGAUGAUUACAAGGAAGUAAACCCAAUUGGCCAAGUUCCUUCCCUUGUCAUUGAUGGUCAUACUCUCACACAAUCGCUUGCCAUUUUAGAAUACCUGGAGGAGACUAGACCAGAUGUGCCAAUUCUUCCAAAAGAUCCUGCCAAACGAGCUGAGGCCCGUGCUAUUGCUGAGCUGAUAGGAUCAGGCAUUCAGCCCAUUCAGAACCUGUCAGUGCUACAGUAUGUUGGAGAUGAGAAGAAGAUGGAAUGGGCAAAGCAUUGGAUUGAUAGGGGAUUCCAAGCUCUGGAGAAAAUGCUUGCAAAAACAGCUGGGAAAUAUUGCUCGGGUGAUGACCUUACCGUUGCUGACUUAUGUCUCGUCCCCCAAGUCUAUAAUGCCAAUAGAUUCAAAGUCGACAUGUCUAAAUUCCCCGUUAUCUUGCGUGUCCAUGCCGAGUUGGAACAGCUGGAGGCCUUCAAAGCAGCACAUCCGUCAAGACAGCCGGACUGUCCGGAAGACCUCAAAUAAAUUCAACCAUAUGUGAAAUUCUUAAGCACCAUGCAAACGAGUGAUUUAAAUCGCUGCUACAUGCAAUUAUUAUCACUCUGUGCGAUGAAGGAUCACUUGUCUGCGGGUAAAACCUGCAAUCACUGGGUUUGAUAAGACAUAAAGAAAGACAUAAAUUUGCUGAAAGGUGGUUAAAAUAUAAAUAUAGCCAAACCAGCUUAAAUACUUGUUGAUGUCAAGUGCAGACGAACCAGAUUGGUGAAAUGUAAGUCUUCGGCAAUGUUUCAUUCUUUCGAUACUUGACAAGGAGCCAUGAUAUUAGAGAAAAAGUUGCCAGUUAUACAAAAUAUGACUCUUUUAUACACCUGGAGCCGUUUCAUCAAAGUCCGACAGAUGUACAAAGGGUGAAAUUCGACUCCUUAAUUACCUUGAAAUGCAUUAAAAAUACACUAAUCCAACCAGCAAGUGCAUAUGCCCAGAUUGCCUGACCACGAUUGUAGAAACUGCAUCGUGAGUCAAUAUUCGUGGUUUUUUUAGGGUUUUUGCUUCUGAUGUGUGUAGUGUGGUGUUUGAGCUGUAGAACAUUGUAGAAGUCUAUUCUAAACAGAAAUUGUUCUUAUAUUUAGCUGUGCUUUAUGCAUACGUGAUGUUCUUGUCACUUGCUUUGCAGUUUAUAAUCUUUACAAAAUCGGAGAAACAUUCCUUGUAUUACAUUCUGGCCUAUGCAAACUUUUAUAAACUGAUAUUGUUAGGUUAUAGUUGUAAUAGCUAGAGUUUCUUUGUGGUAGACAUAAGCAGGCUAUUGUGUAAUGUGAACGCCGUUCAUUAAAAAUUUGAAAUUUGUAAUUGAAUUUGAAAAUUUCUAAUUGCGUAAAUACGUACAGAAUAUAAAUUUCAACAUUACCGUAAUGUAGACAGAUAUACAAAUACUAUAAAUACAUAGUUUCAGCAAAUUCGUAUGAAUAAUAACUGUUCUACGGCAUUGUGUAUAACUGCAUUUCUAUUUUCCUGCACCACCAGUAAUUACAAACAGAGUACCCCUUUAAGAAGGGAACUACUGAUCUGUUAUCUUAAGACAGUUUACUUAUUUGUUGCAAUAAUCACGUUUCCUGAUCUUGCUUUAAGAGUGUUCGAAGUCUAACUAGUCUCAACCUAAACUCGAAGCAUUGUGCAGUUGUUGACAUCUUGUGUUCCUGAGUUCCGAGGCCCUUCUACUGUUCCUGUACAAAGAACAAUUCUCUCCAGACAUACAUGUAUCUGUGUAUUCUUUUACUACAUGUAAGCUGAUGUUAUCAUUUGUGUCGAGCAGCAUACAUGUAGAUCUGCUAGGACAGCAAAUAUAAGCGCAAGUCUGUUAAAAAGCAACCCAAUCAAAAGUUUUUUACCUCAUUCAGCCCACUGGGUGGAGGU
Molecule: messenger RNA, 2047 nt
Organism: Lineus longissimus
Lineage: Eukaryota; Metazoa; Nemertea; Pilidiophora; Heteronemertea; Lineidae
Product: probable maleylacetoacetate isomerase 2
Exons: 8
Coding region: 20-658 (212 amino acids)
Biological process (GO): L-phenylalanine catabolic process; glutathione metabolic process
Cellular component (GO): mitochondrion; cytoplasm
Molecular function (GO): maleylacetoacetate isomerase activity; glutathione transferase activity
Source: RefSeq, a predicted model, not a curated record